UUUUUAUUUUUUAAUUUUCUAGAUAAAUAAUGCAACCUGAACGCACAGACAUCAAAAAUUUGAAACUUUCAAUCUAUAAAAACCAUCCACCUUUUUUUAUUAUUGCUCUUUACUUUAUUUCUCCGCUCACAAACAAAAAUAAAGAAAAAUAAUCCUGUUUAUUUCAACUAUUCUACAAAAGGCCUACGAAAAAAUGACCGAUCAACAAGUCACCCCAUUCGUCAGCCUCGAUGACUUUGAGCGCUACGCAAUGCGCAACCUAGACCGCAAUGCCCUCGACUACUACCGCUCAGGCGCUCAAGACAUGCAUACGUUGCGGUCCAACCAAAGCGCCUUUGACAAAAUAACCCUGCGCCCACGCAUUCUCCGUGAUGUUUCCCAAGUAACCACCCAAACCACCAUAUUAUCCUCCCCCGUGUCCUCGCCCAUCUGCAUUGCGCCCACGGCAAUGCAAAAAAUGGCUCAUCCCGAAGGUGAAUGCGCAACAGCGCGGGCAGCUUUGGAGACCAACACAUUGAUGUGCCUGUCGUCCUGGUCCACCACCAGUAUGGAAGAAGUAGCAGAGUGCACGCGCAGCAGCGGCAGCAGCAGUGGAGCGGAAAGGUGGCUGCAGUUGUAUGUAUACAAGGAUAGGGGAAGCACCAGAAGGCUGGUUGAGAGGGCGCAGGAGGCCGGGUAUUCGGCCAUCGCGUUGACUGUGGAUACACCCUUUUUGGGAAGGCGGCUGCCGGAUAUCCGUAACCGAUUCCAGCUGCCGCCGCAUCUGACUAUGGCGAAUUUCGCUGAUUCCGGCAAGCGAGAAGUAGGCAAAGUGGAGGACGCCUCGGGGGCGAAGAAUGCCUCGGGUUUGGCUGCAUAUGUGGCUUCGCAGAUUGAUCCGACGCUGAGUUGGGAACAUGUGCGUUGGAUCAAGCAGAUUGCUAGUAUUCCGGUGUUGCUCAAGGGCAUAUUAACACAUGAGGAUGCCCUGUUGGCUGUUGAGGCCGGAGUUGAUGGCAUUAUUGUUAGCAACCAUGGUGGUAGGCAAUUGGACACGGUGCCUGCGACUAUCGAUGUGCUGGAGGAGGUUUGCUUGGCCGUGCGCGGCCGCAUACCGGUGUUCUUGGAUGGCGGGGUCAGGCGCGGAACGGACGUGUUCAAAGCGCUGGCGCUGGGUGCGCGCGGCGUGUUUCUGGGGAGACCUGUGUUGUGGGCCUUGAACUAUAAUGGCCAGGAAGGGGUCGUCGAGAUGCUGCGAAUGAUCAAUGAGGAGCUGCGGCUGGCAAUGGCUCUUUCAGGCUGCGUAAACGUCAGUGAUAUCAAAAGACACCAUGUACGGGUUCCCGGAGAACCAAUUCCAAUGCCAAAGCUGUAGCUAUAGCUCUAUAGCCAUUCCAGCUCAUUUAUUAU
This is a messenger RNA of Kickxella alabastrina, 1389 nucleotides long. RefSeq names its product GOX 3. The record is from RefSeq and is a predicted model, not a curated record. The transcript has a single exon. Gene Ontology annotation, molecular function: FMN binding; oxidoreductase activity. NCBI's taxonomy places the organism in Eukaryota, Fungi, Kickxellomycota, Kickxellomycetes, Kickxellales, Kickxellaceae. The coding region runs from base 194 to 1354 and encodes 386 amino acids.